Vitrella brassicaformis is the source of this 1623-nucleotide messenger RNA. Lineage: Eukaryota; Vitrellaceae. The record is from the annotation of a GenBank genome assembly.
GCGGUCUGUGUCCUCGCGGGGGGUGACGGGCUCAGGCUCAGGCUCAUCUUCUUCCGUCUUGUCUUCUUCCUCCUCCUCAGUGUCCGGCCCCUCCUCCUCUUCUGGCUCGGCAGGUCGGGCAGGAUGGGGCUGGCCCUCAAAGGGCGGGCUGCUGUCGACGUAGUAGGGCUGGGUGUCGAACUGACCGCCGUAGUGCUCUCAGUAGGCCUUGGGGUUCUUCUCGUACAGGACUUUGCCCACUGGGGCGCCCUGGGCAAUCCACACCGUCCUGCCGCGACCGCGGCCUGCAUCGACACACACACACACACGAACAGCAGAAUGCAGCAAGGACAGACAGGCGCAAACAAGGGGAGGGGGCUCUGUCUGUUGGAUUGUGUCCAUACUUCGUGUGCCUUUGCCCCAUUCUUUGGGUCUGAAUGGUGCGGCGUCGCCUUGUAUGGUGGCCACCUUGGCCAUGUUAUUCGCACCUUCCUGCGCUCGGACGAUGGUCGCGUCGCCGUCGCAAUAACCGCGAAUAGCCUGGAUGCAUACAAACAAGGAUGCGCACACACAGGCGACACAUAGGGGUGCAGUCAUUCAUUCAUCGCGACACCACACACACACCGCGACCGAUGGAUGGAUGGACUCACGUGUGCUGCAGCUGUGAAAUAGGUUGCCACUGCCUUCCCGUCGGACAGACACCCACGGUACCACGCCACCUCCUCAAGACAUGAGACAUGACGCACGUCACGCACACAGACACACACACACACACAGAGAGAGAGAGGGGGAGAGAGAAUCAACAAUGAACGUCUUGGCGCUUUGCCGCUGAGUGCACCCCUUCGCCCCUGUGUGCCUACGUGGUCGAAUUCGGAGCCUGCCAAAACGACGUGUGCGACAGGCCAAACGACAGGCCAAAUGUAGACCAUCCUGGGUGUACGACGGCGAAAUCGUUUUGCCUACCUGGGUCGGAUUUGCGCUCGCCGGGGGGAGGGCCACGCACGAGGUCACCGGGCAUCCACGUCACGACUGCAUGACCACACAAACACACACACGGGGCUCCAUAAACGGGGCCAGCCAACAUUCUGCCCCGGUGUGUGUGUGUAUGUGUGUUUCCCUCCCUCCCUCCCUCCGUUGCUCUCUAGUUUGCUUACUCUGCUGAAACUUGUAGAAAGAUUUCAUUUUGGUAUCGGUGUUCUGGGCCCACUCUCGCCAGGCGUCAGCGUCGGUCUUGGAGGCAUGCUUGUUCUUGUCUGUAUGGGUGUGGAGGCGCGGAGGCACACGCACAGUUAGCAUACCAACACAGACAGACAGAGAUCAGUGACACACCCACAGAACGGUAGGUAUCACGUCCGUCCGUCCGUACUGUUGUAUUGUGUGGCAUGCUCGCCAAUCGCCUCGGCCAGGGGAGCGAGGGCCUUACGGCUGCACACACACACACACAGACAGGAGAGGGAAACCACACACCCCACACAUGGAUGGAUGGAUGGACACAUAGAUCUGCCGCACGUAGAUCUGUGUGCAGGGGUGUGUAGUGUGGUGUGGUGUGGUGUGGUGUGAUGUGGCAGGGUACCCUUCGGCUGUGCAUACGACGUCGUUCCACCAGUCGGAUAUGAGCUUCUUGCCCACGAGGUGGUGAUAGGU